Messenger RNA from Phycodurus eques (leafy seadragon), 498 nucleotides. RefSeq names its product NADH:ubiquinone oxidoreductase subunit A7 (gene ndufa7). Gene Ontology annotation, cellular component: mitochondrial inner membrane. The coding region runs from base 51 to 377 and encodes 108 amino acids. Gene Ontology annotation, biological process: ATP synthesis coupled electron transport; mitochondrial electron transport, NADH to ubiquinone. NCBI's taxonomy places the organism in Eukaryota, Metazoa, Chordata, Actinopteri, Syngnathiformes, Syngnathidae. The transcript is spliced from 4 exons. The record is from RefSeq and is a predicted model, not a curated record.
AACGCCGUUAUGGGACAAAAAGAAGCUGCGUGUCCUUCAUAACAGCAAACAUGGGGACUGCCACUAAAAUUAUUCAAAGGCUUCGCAAUUUUCUAUCAGGGCAUGACCUUCAAAGUAAACUCCAGCUGCGUUAUGAAGAGAUAUCAAAGAGGACGCAGCCACCACCUAAAUUGGCCGUUGGGCCAAGCCACAAGUUUGCCGACAACUACUAUUUCACCAGAGAUGGACGCAGAGAAUCUAUGCCCCCCACAGUUGUCAUGUCCUCACAGAAGGCGCUGAUGGCUGGCAGCCAAGCAGUUGCACCACCCAAGCCUCCAGUGACUCCUGGUGCAGUCUACAAGCAACCAGAGCUUUCCACAGACCAACCAUACCUCUGAGCUUGAACCAAAAACUCUUUCAAGCAUUAUCAACUCAUCCACCCCCAGAACUCAUGUAGAGAUCUAAUCAGUCUUGUGGUUGUACAUUAGAAAGUCACGAAAUAAAAUUGCUUCAAUAUUA